AUGGGGACGCUAAACGAUCAGGCAGUUUUGCAGGCCAUCUUCAACCCCGACACCCCAUUUGGAGACGUUGUUGGGUUGGACCUGGGAGAGGAAGCUGAGGAAGAUGAAGGUGAGUAUUUGACCUUGGAGGAUAGCUCUCAACAUUGGCUGGUCUGCGGGCCUUCCUGGGGAGGCCAAGGUGGAGUUUUCCCGCAAGCACAGCUGGAGCAGUCCAAGGCCCUGGAGCUGCAGGGAGUGACCGCAGCAGAGGCUGGUGACCUCAGCACAGCGCUGGAGAGGUUUGGCCAAGCCAUCAACCUGCUGCCCGAGAGGGCGUCAGCCUACAACAACCGAGCCCAGGCCCGGCGGCUGCAGGGAGACGUGGCAGGGGCCCUGGAGGACCUGGAGCGCGCCGUGGCGCUGAGCGGCGGCCGGGGCCGCGCCGCCCGCCAGAGCUUCGUGCAGCGCGGGCUGCUGGCGCGGCUGCAGGGCCGGGACGACGACGCCCGCCGGGACUUCGAGCGGGCGGCGCGGCUGGGCAGCCCCUUCGCGCGGCGCCAGCUGGUGCUGUUGAACCCGUAUGCCGCGCUGUGCAACCGCAUGCUGGCCGACGUGAUGGGGCAGCUGCGCGGGGAGCGCACCCCGCGCUGAGCCCCGCGGGCGGGAGGGGCGCCCGAACCAAUAAAGCUGCGGGCUCGCCA
Molecule: messenger RNA, 680 nt
Organism: Myotis daubentonii (Daubenton's bat)
Lineage: Eukaryota; Metazoa; Chordata; Mammalia; Chiroptera; Vespertilionidae
Gene: TTC36
Product: tetratricopeptide repeat domain 36
Molecular function (GO): protein binding
Source: RefSeq, a predicted model, not a curated record